AUGGAACAGAGGGCUUCAAAUUACCACUACACUGGAUAUGUAGAAGAGUCUUCAAAUAGUAAUGCAUCGCAAAGAGACCAGCCUACCAGCAGUGAUCCAGGCAGAUUUCAUGAGGAGCAACAUUACAAUGGAGCUUCUUCAUCCAAGAAUGUAUAUAGAGGACCUGAUAGACCAACACAGGAUUUUCAUGGACAGAACAAACCAUCUUUAGAAAAACGUGAUAAAAAUUUAGGAGACAAGAAAUUCAGAGAGUUUGAGAAUAGGAACUUAGGGUAUUACAAUCAAUAUGAAGAGCAGACAGCUGUUUCAGAGGCUUCUUCAAACAACCCAUACGAUACCUCUGUUCAAAUCUCUCACAGACAAGCUCGUCCACGUACACCUUCAAGGGCACACUCCCCUGAAGAAAUCAGAAGAAACGAUGAGCUCCUCAGCCUUCUUAUAGGCGGAAAGGAAGAGACUAAGGCUGAAAAGAGAGAGCGUCAAAGGAUGUACAGAGAGGCUCUUGAGAACCAAAAGAAGUUAAAUGAAUUCUACACCAAGAACCUUAAUCCUGAAGUUAUUGAGCAUAAAUACUCUAAAUCUCCACCAAGGUUUAGUGGUAAAAACAGACAGCAUUCUCCUUCAUCCCCUCUAUCAAACUCAUUUGACUCGGAAACGGAAAAAAUGAUUGAGCAAGAAGAGCUAGAGAAGAAGAGGCAGUAUCAAGAGAUCCUCCAUUACCAGAUGAGGGAAAAGGAGCUGAAAUAAACAACUUCAGAGAAAAGAAAGUAUCGCACAGAACAUCUUCGCUCGAGAUGAAAACCAAGAAGAAAGAGAAAAAUUAGCUAAGCAAAAUCAACUCAGAAGGGAACUAGAGGAACAAAUUCAAGAAAAACAGAGAUUAGGAGAACUAGAGAAACAGAAAUAAGCAGAAAUAUGAUCUACAACUUGAUACAGCCAUUGAGAAUAUGAACAAAAGAAUGUGGGAUCAAGAAAAGACAGAGUCACAAAGAGAAAAAGAGAAAGAUCAGUACAAAGAUGAGCUCCAGAACCAGAUUAAGGAGAAGCAAAUGAAAGAAGACUUUGAAGAACAACAAAAGAAAAUGAAGGAAAUUGAAGAUGAAAAGAGAGUCAAAAGAGAAGUUUUCGAGCUGAAUAACCAAUUCAGAAUUGAAAAUGGAGAUGAACCACUUCCACUUCCUCCUGAGUUGACACCAUCUAACAUCCCUCAUGACUUUGAUGACCAGAAAAGCUUAGCUCCCAGCAUGGCUCCAAGUGUUCCUCCAGAAAUGACCAGGAAUCCCUCUCCAACAGCUCAACAGAACCGAUUCACACCUCAAAUUCCCCCUCUUGCAUCAGCUAAUCCUGAAAUUCCUUCUUCUAACCCAACAAAUGCCCCUCAAAUGACCUACCCACCUUACCAACCCUCCCAAAGCCCGCUUCCUCAGGCCCAUUACGAGCAUCCUUACUACCCAGUACAAGCACCGCCACCUGGCCUGAUAGAUAUGCCUCCUCGGCCUGCUCCUGCAGACCAGAACCUUGAGGCUCUUUACCCUGAACUCCAAGAGCUCCGUGACCGCCAAAAAGAUCUCAUUGGCAGCUACAUGGGAGAGAUCCAGCUUCUCAAAAAGCAGAAGGAAGGCCUCAUCCAGGACAUGAUUUCUAAUAAAUAAAGAUCAAAUGGAAGAAGACCAUAAGUUGUUCCAGCAAAAGCUGGAACAACUAAAGGGCUCCAUGCUUGAGAAUUAUGAAGCUCCCAAGCCUACUCCAGUCAUGGCGAAAGGGAAUGAGAUCUUAGCAGAGCUCGAUAGGAUGAAGGAGAGAUUACAGAAGGGAAAAAGCUCUAAGCCAAGCCAGCAUCCUUCAGAAAGAACUAUGAAUAAUAUCAUGAUCCAAAACCCACUUGCAGAUGGAGACAAUAUUAAUAUAGAUAAUUACUCUCCAGAGAAAAGAUCUUUCCAAACUAGUAUGGAUAAGUCUUUACCUGGUAUAACUGCUCUUAAGACAGGCCCUAAUGCAAGUCAAAAUUACAGCCCUGAGAAGCCUAGUAAGAAUACUAACCCAAGUAUUCUUAAGCCAGAUAAUGUAGAAAUUAACAUGGGUUCACCUACUAUUCCUUCCAAGAAGAAAACUACGAUGAAAAGCGAGAAACCAAGAACUAAGAAGAGAAUUAUCAAGAAGAAAGAUAAGCCAUCAAAAGCUAAAACUAUCAGGCUGAAGGUCCCUCUGAAGAACUCAGAUAAUAAUGAUGAGUCAUUAGAGUCUCAGAAAGUAGAUGAAUCGAUUCAGAAAGAACUCCCAAGGGCUAUGAUCCAGGCUCAAAACAACCUUGCGGAGGAAUCUUCUGCUUCAAAUGCAACACAAGAAAUAAGGCAAGAUGACCCUGAAGAUGAGGAGGACGAAGGCGAAGAAAUGUACACAAAUGAAGAAUUAGCAGAAAGUGAUCUUCCUAAUCCAAUCCCUCAAGACCAAGAAGAGCUUCUGCCUCGAGAAGAAACCAAAAAUGAUCCUCAAGAAGCCCCUAUCGAUGAACUUCUCGAAGAGGAUGAGCCUGAAGAGCCUUUACUUGAUGGAGAAAGGCCAGGAAGCCCCAUAAUUCCUGCUUUGAGAAAGAAGUUAGUACAUUCUCAGACAAUUAGGGAGAUGAAAGAAAAGUCUAGGAUGGAUCGCAAGAGUAAACCUUACCGCUCAGUCACCCAAAUCGGCCAGGGUGAAGAUAAACUAGAUGAGCCCUCUGUUAUACCUGAACACCUUAGAAACAAAAGCGUGACUGGUCUAGGCAUAGACGAUGAUAGAUCAGUUGCUGUUCCAAUGGAGGUAGAUCAGAGCAGAGAUUAUGGUAAACCUCCCCUUGCAAAAGUUGUCAGCCAAACACCUAAGAAUGAGAAAUCUAAGCUUGAAGAAAAAUUUAAGUCUUCCAAAAAGAGAAAAUUCACUGACAUGGUCAGCUUACAAGGUGACUCAGAACAGAAAUAAAGAGUCGAAUGAUGGCCCAAUCACCGAAAGAAAAGAAUACCAUUCUGCUAUGGGAAGUGCUAAAAAUUCAUUCAGGAAACUAAUACUUGGUACAAAUGAUGAGGCUUCUCCUCCACCUCAUGAAUCAAGUUCAGAAAAUGAGGCCUCUUUGAUGCAUGGACUGCCUGCUUCGAUGAAGAAGAUAAGGGGAAUGUCCAUGGAUAGAUCAAGACAAAUGGCUUUACCUCCUACUCCAAAGAAGAUCAUCAGAGCUCCAAAUACCACAAACAUGGAAAAAGACGAAUCUGGCAGCGAUGUAGAUUUUGAUUUAAAAUUCUUCAACAAAAAGGCACUUCAAUCUGGAGGUUCACUACCUAGAAUCUCAGCCUAUGAGAGAGCAGCUAAUCAUAAAAAGGCGAAUAGGACAUCUUCUUUCACAAAGUACCAGUCUCCAAACCCAUUCAGGCCUCCAGUGGAUUCUAACAGAUCAUUGAAUGAACGAAAUUCUUCCUUCGAGGAAAUCCCGAGAGCUAACCUGGUUCAAAGAAGAGAUUUUAAAGAGCCAGAAGGCUCUUAUCAGCCUUCUGAACAUCUAGAAGGGGUCAAGACUCCUAGCCUUCGUGAAACAAUUAGUAGGAGCGUACCAAGAAUGAGAAAUCAAGAGAUCAUCAAAAGGAAAGAAACCUUUGGAGAUAGUCAUGCUAAAAAGGAAUCAGGAAGUUCCUAUAGAAGGGAUCAAGUAAUGCUAGAACAUCAGAGAAAAGCUCUUGGAAGGGGUGAUAAGUUCAAUGACUCUCAAUAUAUUGGAGAAGAUGUAUCAAAUUACCAGCCAAACGAGGUUCCUUUGAGUUUUGAAAGAUCUAAGCCAAAACAACCUUCUGUAUUUAAUUAUAAUUCACAAGCAAGACCUGAAAAUGAUAGACUUCCUCAACUUAGUCGAAGAGAUAGCUUAACUGGAUCUAAAGUCUUAACUAAGAAGCAGCAAGAAGUGGCCACCCUUAUCUCUGAGAAAGCACAAAAUCCGUCAACCAAGAAUAUUGAGCCAAGAAGGGUCAUUGAUCCAAUUUACUUUCAGAAAAACAAGGAAGAAAACAAGAAAUCCCAACAAAAGAUCCCUAUCAGAAAGCGGAGCACUAGCUUGACUAACUUAAGUCACAAUAUUGCGAAUGAGUCUGUGAAGUCUUAUAAAUUGCCAACAAAGCCAAAAUUUCAACCAAGAGAAGUUCCUAAAAACAGUAAUUUACAGCUAAAUGUCCCAAAUUAUGAAUCAGAAAUGCUUAAGGAGCCAAGUGAGCAUUUCGGCUCUGUAGAUUAUAAUGACCCUUAUGUAGUCCACGAGAGACUCAAACGGAACAUGAUGCUGUAUGUAGAUACUGACCCUAACAAUCUGAACUCUACUCCACUAGAGCAACGGCUUGAUGCUGAGCUAAAGACUAUCACACCUGCCAAGAUGGGGUCUUCGAAUCAUCCUUUCAUUGAUCCAAAAUACAGCUUAGAGUCUUCAAGACCGAUCCCGAUAGAGACGAAGAAGAGUAUUGUUUCUGAAGCUUCUGACUUUAUAAAAUAUUACGAGAAUAUGAAGAACAAGGAAAAUAUCUACAAUGACCAAUUAGACGAAAGUCUAGAUGACUUCGUACUCUACUUGAAAGGACUGAAGAACAAGUUCUUGGAAGACCUAGUGCUGAAGAAGAUUGAAAUGGUCGAAGACGAAGCCAAGCAGAAGAAGUUACUCCAGAGUUACCCACAGAGACAGUCGCUUAAUAUCAGCCAGGACUCCACACCCAGAAGUAAUAGAGUCUUGUUACAAGAGAGCGAUUAUGAGAAUUUGAGGGAUUUUGAAAAAGAAGUUAAUAAAGCCGUUAGUGAAGAGCAAAUACAACCAGUUGGAUCUAUUACAAUCCUGAAAGAACCAACGGAGAAUGGAGUCACAGCUCUUGAUGUCGAUCAUCUCAAUAAUUCAGGGAUUAACCAAGAUUUACUAGUGUCUGAAUCUGAUAAAGCUUCAAGCGAGAAAAAGUCAACCAAAUAAAUCAGAUGGGUUGAAGCUUAUACCUCUCAAACUUCCUAGCCAGCACUCUCAGAGCAGGAGUUCUUAUGAUUCUGUUAGUGCUGAAAACAAAGAGGAAAGUAAAACAAGUCAGCAAAAUAUCGCACCUAAUCCGGCUCCUAUCCAACUCCCAGUCUUAGAUAAAAACGAAGAAGAUGUUGGUGAUAUUGAGUCAGUAUCAGCUGCAUCAUUUUCACACAACCAAACAAGGAAGAGCACAAAUCUGAAAGAUCCUCCAAAAGGAAACAUGUUCUUAGAUUCUCCUGCUGAGCCACCCCAACAAAAUCUACUCAUGAACCAUGUAUCAGAGGAAGUCAAAUUGCCACUAGAGACUUCAGUUGAGAAAACAUCAAUAAACAAGCUGAGCAUCCCUGAAGACCAAAAGCCCCUACAGAUGAGAGACUCUGUCACUCCACCAUUAGAAUCCGGCAGGUCGUCGAAAAUGUCGAACAAGCCGCCAAAAUACCCAUCCCAAAUAACAAAGCAAAUCCAAGAAGAAGUACACAAAAAUGGCCUUGGAGGAAUAGAAGAGCUUCUAAACCAGAUCUUAGAUAAGGAGAAGGCGACCAAUGAGUUGCUUAAGAAAGACUCUAAGAUACAAACUUUCCUAGAAGAUAAUAAGUCUAAUAACUCUAACACUUCGUUCAUGAAAAUGGGAACUAACGAUCGGCAGGGGCAGCGCAGAGCCUCAAAACGAAGAAGUGUCAAUAAGAGUCCAGGCUCAGGUUAUGAUCUUGACGGACAAGACUCAUUCAGAUCAGAUAUUAAUUCUGUCACAGAGACAGUCUCAGAUACAUCGAAUAACGAGAGUAAGAAAGGACCAACAGAUAUGUUUAAGAAGUUUGCCAUGGAAAUGGCUAAUGAGUAGGCUAAGUACCUUUCCCAAUAGAGUAUUAAGCUCUGUAUUUCACAACCAUUU
Molecule: messenger RNA, 5900 nt
Organism: Moneuplotes crassus
Lineage: Eukaryota; Ciliophora; Spirotrichea; Euplotida; Euplotidae
Source: the annotation of a GenBank genome assembly